Messenger RNA from Wasmannia auropunctata (little fire ant), 2032 nucleotides. RefSeq lists its product as uncharacterized. The transcript is spliced from 9 exons. Bases 204 to 1904 code for a protein of 566 amino acids. The record is from RefSeq and is a predicted model, not a curated record. NCBI's taxonomy places the organism in Eukaryota, Metazoa, Arthropoda, Insecta, Hymenoptera, Formicidae. Gene Ontology annotation, biological process: protein phosphorylation. Gene Ontology annotation, cellular component: mitochondrion. Gene Ontology annotation, molecular function: protein kinase activity; ATP binding.
AUUGCUUUCAGAGUUCACGCAAGACGUGCCGGGAAAGAUGCGCGCGCGCACGAUCUAAUUGAGAAGAAUCUAUUUUGGAAGGAUAAGAAGUUCCGCGUGAAUUCGCGACAUGGACGCGUUUACAAAGUGUUGCAGAUCGUAAAAUAUAGCUUCCCUCUUUCGUUCCUGUUGUCUUGGAACGACAGAAAUUAUGAAUCACGACGAUGUCACUGCGCCCGAAUCUUGCGUGGCUCCUCGCAAAUCUCCGUCGCUACAGCAAUGAUAUUGCACUUUGGCGGUCGCGCUAUCGUUACCGAGGACGUCGCUUUCAUUCGUCGGCGAUGACGCGUUGUCGUGACGAGUAUCCUAACCAGUGGUAUCCCAACCUUCCUUCAACCGCGCUUUCUCGUAACCCUCGCGCGCAGAUCCGUGAGCCACAAACAAUGGGGCCCAUUAACGAUGAAGAGAAGGAGGAAGACAAGAAGGAGCAAAAGGGUUUUUUCGUGGACGCGCAAGAGACGAUACUCGUGUUAACGAGAAUCACGAUUGUUACCUCGAUUAUCAUCACUCUGCUCGCCGCGUAUUUGAUUACGCGCCUAACCCACACGAGUUUAUUUCUCGUCAUCCUGCGAAAAGGAAUCGAGUAUCUCGGGCCGAUUUUUAUCAAGUUUGGCCAGUGGGUAUCCACGCGGCGGGACGUUUUCUCGCAAGACGUCUGCGAUACGCUCUCGCGGCUGCAACGGAACGCGACGCCACACCCCUGGUCGUAUACAGAGCACUUGCUCGAGACGACGUACGGUCCUUCUUGGCGGAACUUAUUCGUGAGGUUCGACGAUAAGGAACCGAUCGGCUCAGGUUGCUGUGCGCAGGUAUACAAAGCGUGGAUCGAUCUAAGUGCGACGCAGGAUCCUCAGACAUCGCGUUUCGUGGAAAAUAAAGCUCUCAAUGAAAGCGAUGAAUUCGCGUCCGCCAGUCCACGUUCUAGGAAAUUGCAAACCGUAGCGGUAAAAGUGUUGCAUCCCGGAAUCAAAGGCCAACUCAAAAGGGACAUCGCGAUAAUGCGCGGCCUUUUCAAGUGCAUCACGUACUUUAUUCCGAAAUUGUAUUGGCUCAGUCUCACGGAUUGCGUCAACGAAUUUGCACGUAUAAUGGAAGAUCAAAUUGACAUGCGACUGGAAGCCUCUAAUCUCGCGAGAUUUUCGACGAAUUUCUCAAGGAGAAACGACAUCGUAUUCCCGUAUCCUUACACGCACCUGACACGACGCAAAAUACUCGUCGAGAGUUUCCACGAGGGUUCACCGAUAUCCAGUUAUCUUGAACAUGACGAUGUUGCUUUACAACGAAGACUCGCCAAAAUAGGAAUCACAAUGAUCCUUAAAAUGAUAUUUAAGGACAACUUCAUCCAUUGUGACUUACACCCGGGCAACAUUCUAGUCGAAGAAGCGGUCGUCCCGAAGGCAAGCCUGUUCAACACUUUUCGGUGGGUCAUUACCCCCGAUUACGUGGCGCACGACCCACGCCUGGUCAUACUGGACUGCGGCCUAGUGGUAUCUCUGAAUGAUCGCUGCCGACAAAAUCUCCGUGACGUUUUUUACUCAGUGCUAAUGGGAAACGGAGAAAUGGCAGCGCGAUAUAUUCUGGAGCACAGCUCGCACAUGACUCCCGACCCGGACGGUUUCACGUGCUCAAUGAAGAACAUCGUCAAGUCGCACCUUUGUAAUCCGUUUAAGGUGAACGUAAGUACCGUUGUGUCGGAAUUAUUCUCCGCGAUGGUUCGUCACCGAGUCAAACAGGACGGAUCCUUCAGCAGCGUAAUCCUCAGCAUGCUGGUGAUUGAGGGUCUCGGCCGGUGUCUGGACCCCGACGUCGAUAUUUUCACGGAGCUCCUGCCCUACGUCCUCAGCAGCGUCAUAUACAACGAGUAAAUAGCACGGCUCUGAACAAAAGGCAACAAAUCCGGAAUGUUACAAUUUCUGAAAUAUUAUUUUGCUUGUACAUCCCUCGUAAACAAUAAGUGUACCAAUAAAACAAUUAUCUGCGUGAAUUGUAAAAA